This is a messenger RNA of Paecilomyces variotii, 2913 nucleotides long. RefSeq names its product Vps53-like protein. Lineage: Eukaryota; Fungi; Ascomycota; Eurotiomycetes; Eurotiales; Thermoascaceae. Bases 153 to 2762 code for a protein of 869 amino acids. Gene Ontology annotation, biological process: retrograde transport, endosome to Golgi. The transcript is spliced from 3 exons. The record is from RefSeq and is a predicted model, not a curated record. Gene Ontology annotation, cellular component: GARP complex.
UUACGAAGCCACCAUCGCAAGACAUUGUCCUUGUUUGUAACGCCAGAACGGUGCUCUGGAGAACUGGAAAGCGAUCGGAAUAAAAGAAAUCGGUGUUUCGACGCCCAGAGAGUCGCAGCAUGCGCUUUAUCCGUUGCUGAAGAUCCGAUCGAAUGUUGUCCACGAACCAUAUGCCCGCCAACGGAGCUUCGAGUCCCGACCCUCUGGACGCAGAUGAUUAUGACCCCGUCGAACAUCUUAACGCUAUCUUCUCCCACCCCUCGACUCUCUCGUCGGUCUCGAAAACGUCUCAAGCGCUCCGUGCAUACGAGAAGGAAUUAGACAAUGACAUAGCCAGGCUGGUGGAGGAACAGGUCACCUCUAAUGCGGAGAGUGUCGAGCGGAUCCAGGCUGCGAAGGCAGACCUUUCGGAGCUAUUCAAGAAGAUCGACGAUGUGCGCGAACGGGCAUUGAAAACGGAGCAGGCGAUCACGGAGAUGACGGCGGACAUAAAACAGUUGGAUAGCGCAAAGAAGAACCUGACUCUGUCAAUGACGGCACUGAAGAGGCUGCAGAUGCUGACGACGGCAUAUGAGCAGCUUCGCGCGCUCAGCAAGACUAGGCAGUAUCGCGAAUGUGCUCAAUUGUUACAGGCGGUGAUCCAGCUUAUGGCACACUUCAAGUCGUACCGCUCUAUUGAUCAAAUUGCGACACUCAGCCGUAAUGUUGCGGAUAUCCAAAGAGAGCUGCUCGAGCAGAUCUGCGAGGACUUUGAGCUUGCCUUCGCGAAAGGAGAGGUGGCCCAGAAGAAGAACACUCUAGCCGAGGGUUGCUUGGUGAUGGAUGCUUUGGGAGAGAACGCCAGAUCCAGGCUGGUUACGUGGUACUGCAAUACGCAAUUACGAGAAUAUCGCCAAGUAUUUAGGGGUAACGAGGAGGCUGGCUCUCUGGAUAACAUAUCCCGCAGAUACUCGUGGUUCAAGCGCAUGCUGAAGACGUACGACGAAGAGCAUGCUGCUAUAUUCCCAUCUGCUUGGAGGGUGAAUGAGAUAUUGGCCAACGUAUUCUGUGAAAAUACCAGAGAUGAUUUCAAGGGUAUCCUGUCGAGAUCUGUGAGGAGUGGUCAGGCAUUAGAUGUCAAUCUUCUGUUGUCUUGCCUGCAGGAAACCCUUGACUUCGAACACUCCCUCGACAUGCGAUUUACCAAUGUAUCACGCGCAUCCAUCGAUACCUUCGCUGAUAGUGAAGCUCCAGUAUUCACCCAGGCGAUCUCGGAAGCCUUUGAGCCAUAUCUAAGCGUCUGGGUCGAGGCGCAAGACAAGCAGCUGGCUACCUUGAUGUCGAAGUACCGACAACAGCCGCCGAAGCCACCGGAUGAAGAUUUCAGCCCUCAACUUGUGGUAGCUUCAUCGACUGAACUUUUCACGUUUUACCGCCACUGCUUGCAACAAUGUGCAAAAUUGUCAACGGCAGCUCCGCUUGCUGAACUGUCCAGGGUAUUCGCAAAGUACCUGGAUCAAUAUGCACAGAAUGUUCUUCUGCCCUACAUCAGUGAAAGGCCUACGGGGCAAACUCCGUCAAAGGUCCCCUCGUUGGAAGAUUAUAUCCUAGUCCUUAACACGGCAGAUUACUGCUAUACGACUUGCAAUCAGUUGGAAGACAAGAUCAAGGGCAGAAUUGACGAGAAUCUUAAAGAGAGCGUGGACCUACAAAGCCAAGCGGAUUCGUUCAUGGGCUUGGCGAGCGCUGCUGUCCGCGGACUGGUUCGGAAGGUAGAGGUCGAAUUGGAGCCUUGCUGGCGGGAAAUGCGAAACACACCUUGGACUAGACUCGAAGGUGUAAGCGACCAAAGCUCAUAUGUAGGGGAGCUCAUGACAAGAAUAAAAACAAGAGCAGAGGAGAUCCUACAGUUGCUGCACAAGCAUCAGUAUGCGAGAGCAUUUGCUGAUCACCUGGUGGAGCUAAUAUCUAAUGCUUUCCUAUCGAAUAUCUUCCAGUGUCGGCCUGUGUCUGAGACUGGCGCUGAGCAGAUGCUCCUGGACUCCUAUACUUUGAAAACCGGUCUCUCCUCUUUGCUCCCCGCACCGGCUCCAGCAGGUUUCGUGAAGCGUGUCAACACCAGCUUCUCAAAGAUCGAGACCCUUCUGAAGACAGUCCAAGUUCGACCAUCACCCCCGGAGGCUCUCGUUCAAGCGUACCUUGUCCACAUUGCGGACCGCAACGAUGGCAAUUUCCGUAAAAUCCUCGAUCUCAAGGGCAUCCGCAGCCGACAAGAGCAGAACAGCCUUGUGGAGCUCUUCCAGGCCCAUCGGUCUUCAGAGCGCUACGCCCCUCAUCUCCAACAGAGCAAUCCGAUUCUAGCAGCUUUGCAGCCCAGCUACUCAUCCACAACUACCUCCUCGACUUCAGUCUCUCAAGGUCUGGGCCUCAGCACUCUAGGAACUUCGGCCGCAGCAUCGCUCGGUUCGUCGAAUCUACCGACCCGGUUCGACCCCUCCGUCCUAGGUUCUGCCCUCAUCUCCGCCGCGAAGGAUGGUGUCGACCGAUUCGGAAACCAAAGUCUGGGUACCCUCGGCUCCGGCGCAGGCGGCGGUGGCUCUAUGGGUGCAUCGGGGACUUUAUCUCCCUCGGCAUCGUUCAGCGGUCUCAGCCCGGGCGGCGAAGGCAGUGCGGCAGCCAAUCUCAAUGAGAAUUUGAAGAAUAUUGGGAAGUUCUUCCGGCGGGAUCUGGGUGGGCUUGGUGGCAGGUUUGGAAGGGGAGGAGAGGAUGGCGGUUCGAAGUAAACCAAAAACACCUAAUUACUUCGGCAUCCAUGUACGAAUAAUAUACCAGCAGCACUCAGUGAAGUGAAACCGUUGCGAUUACUUGUGACGUUUACUUGUCCCUUUCUUAAGAUACCUGAUUAUAUAGUGACCGCACGGGAAGUCAUGAACG